This is a messenger RNA of Grus americana (Whooping crane), 10683 nucleotides long. It is a transcript of the gene USP31, whose product is annotated as ubiquitin specific peptidase 31. The transcript has 16 exons. The record is from RefSeq and is a predicted model, not a curated record. Gene Ontology annotation, molecular function: cysteine-type deubiquitinase activity. Gene Ontology annotation, biological process: protein deubiquitination. Bases 144 to 4127 code for a protein of 1327 amino acids. Lineage: Eukaryota; Metazoa; Chordata; Aves; Gruiformes; Gruidae.
GCGCGGUCACGUGACGGCGCGCCCCGCCCCGCCCGCUGCAUGGCGGCGCCGUGAGGCGGCGAGCCGCGGCGGCUGCGGCCCGGCGGGCGGCGGGAUGCGGCGGCCGGCGGGCUAAGCGGGGAUGCGCGCUGCGCCGCGCAGCCAUGUCGCGGGUGAGCGGCCCCGGGCCGGCCGGCAGCGCCAAGGAGAAGCGCUCCUUCAGCAAGCGGCUCUUCCGCGGGCGGGCGGCGGGCGGCGGCGCGGGCUCGGCCCCGGCCCCCGCCGCUGCCCCGGCCCCGUCCGGGCGGUCGCUCGGCGGGUUCAUGAGCCGCGUGCUGAAGACCCUCUCCACCCUCUCGCACUACAGCAGCGAGCCCGAACCCCGCGGCCCGCACGCCCCGCGCCUGCCCCCGCCGCAGGCGGCCGGAGGCCUGGGCAGUUGCUUCCCGCCGGGCCCGCCGCGCAGCCCCGAGCCCCCCCCGCGGCCCGCCGGCGGCUCCGAGGCCGUGCCCGGCGUGGCGGGGCUGCGCAACCACGGCAACACCUGCUUCAUGAACGCCAUCCUGCAGUGCCUCAGCAACACCGAGCUCUUCGCCGAGUUCCUGGCGCUGGAGCAGUUCCGCGGCGGGCAGCCCCCCGGCGCCGACGGCCCACCGCCCACGCCCGGCGAGGUCACCGAGCAGCUGGCGCAGCUGGUGCGGGCGCUCUGGACGCUGGAGUACACGCCGCAGCACAGCCGCGACUUCAAGAACAUUGUGUCCAAGAAUGCUAUGCAGUACCGUGGGAAUGCCCAGCAUGAUGCGCAGGAGUUCCUGCUUUGGCUUCUAGACAGAGUCCAUGAAGAUCUGAACAAUGUAGUGAAUUACAGUGGCAUGCCUCCACUCAAGCCACCGCUGGAGGAUGACGUCCUGCUUGAGGGACCAGCCUUUCCAAUCAGUAGUACUUUUGUGCAGGAACUCUUUCAAGCCCAGUACAGGUCUUCUCUGACGUGCCCUCAUUGCCAGAAGCAGAGUAACACCUUUGACCCUUUUCUCUGCAUCUCUCUGCCGAUUCCUUUGCCUCAUACACGGCCGCUCUAUGUCACCGUGGUGUACCAGGGGAAGUGCUCUCACUGCAUGAGGAUCGGGGUGGCAGUGCCCAUCUCUGGGACGGUGGCCAGGCUGCGGGAAGCUGUCUCCUCAGAAACCAAGAUACCCACGGAGCAGAUCGUGCUGACAGAGAUGUACUACGAUGGGUUUCAUCGUUCCUUCUGCGAUACUGAUGACCUGGACACCAUUCAUGAAAGCGACUGCAUUUUUGCCUUUGAGACCCCAGAGAUAUUUAGGCCUGAGGGUAUCCUCAGUCAGAGAGGAAUACAUGUGAACAAUAACCUGAAUAACUUGAAAUGUGGCACUGAGCACUCCCGAACAAUAUCUUACUCUCAAGGAACAGUGAAGUCUGGAAAACUGGAACAGUCCUCUACUAAGCCAGCAGCAAAUGACAAGAUUGUCUUGCUGGUGUGUAACAGAGCGUGCACUGGACAGCAGAGCAAAAGGUUUGGCUUGCCCUUUGUGUUGCAUUUGGAAAAAACAAUUGCUUGGGAUAUUCUGCAGAAGGAAAUUCUGGAGAAGAUGCAGUAUUUCCUGCGGCCUGCAGCCUGCAUGCAGGUUUGCCCGUUCAGCUUGCGAGUGGUCAGUGUUGUGGGCAUAACAUACUUGCUACCUCAGGAGGAGCGACCCCUCUGCCAUCCAACAGUGGAAAGGGCAUUGAAGUCAUGUGGACAGGGGGGAACUGCUCAUGUGAAAUUAGUGGUAGAAUGGGAUAAAGAAACUAAAGAUUACUUGUUUGUGAAUACGGAAGAGGAAUAUAUUCCAGACUCCGACAGUGUCCGCCAGCAGAGAGAGCUUCAUCAUCAACCUCAGACCUGCACUUUAUCUCAGUGUUUCCAACUGUACACCAAAGAGGAACAGCUUGCCCCAGACGAUGCAUGGCGAUGCCCGCACUGCAAGCAGCUGCAGCAGGGUAGCAUCACACUGAGCCUCUGGACUUUACCUGAUGUUCUCAUCAUACAUCUCAAAAGGUUUAGACAGGAAGGAGACCGGAGGAUGAAACUUCAAAACAUGGUUAAAUUCCCCCUGAGUGGCUUGGACAUGACUCCUCAUGUUGUUAAACGCAGUCAGAGCAGCUGGAGUCUGCCAUCUCAUUGGUCACCCUGGAGGAGACCUUAUGGUCUUGGAAGGGAUCCUGAGGACUAUAUCUAUGAUCUGUAUGCUGUCUGCAAUCAUCAUGGCACCAUGCAAGGAGGACACUAUACAGCAUAUUGCAAAAACUCAGUUGAUGGCCAGUGGUACUGCUUCGAUGACAGUGAUGUUCAGCAACUUUCUGAAAAUGAAGUCUGCAAGCAGACAGCUUAUAUUCUUUUCUACCAGAGACGCACAGCAAUCCCAUCAUGGUCUGCUAACAGCUCUGUGGCAGGCUCCACAAGCUCCUCGCUCUGUGAGCACUGGGUCAGCCGUCUUCCUGGUAGCAAGCAGCCCAGCAUUGCUUCGGCAGCAUCAUCGCGACGCACGUCUCUGGCUUCGCUCUCAGAAUCGGUAGAGCUGACUGGGGAAAGGAGUGAAGAUGAUGGUGGAUUUUCAACUCGACCCUUUGUAAGGAGUGUCCAGCGUCAGAGCUUGUCAUCUAGAUCUUCUGUCACCAGCCCACUGGCAGUGAGUGAAAAUGGUGUCAGGCCCUCGUGGUCGCUCUCCGCAAAACUGCAGUUGAGGUCCAACUCUCCAUCCCGCUUCUCUGGAGAUUCCCCUGUACAUACCUCUGCUUCCACCCUGGAGAAGAUUGGGGAGGCGGCUGAUGAUAAAGUCUCCACCUCUUGCUUCGGCAGCCUGAGGAAUCUUUCUAGCAGCUACUUGGAGCCCUGUGAUGGCAGUCGGCGAGAGCACAGGACGGCUCGCAGAGCCCCCUUGGCUGUCAUGGAAGGGGCAUUCAGGGAAGAGUCUGUUGUAAGGACAUCUAGCUCAGAUCUCUCGGAUGGGUAUGGUAAAAGCUCUGCACAGUCAGACAGGAAUCACCCUGCUCUGGACCCUUUUGAUAACAACAAUCAAAUCGCCUUUGUUGAUCAGAGUGAUUCUGUGGAUAGCUCUCCAGUCAAGGAGGUGAAAGCCCCCAGUGGGACAGGGCUGGCUGCAGAGAAGGUAGAUGGCACCCCUAAGAAGGUUCACAGCUCCAAGGGAGUUUCUGAGCCAGACAAAAGUUUGAGGAAGGGAAGGACAGUCUUAUCUACCCAAGAGACCACAGUCUCUCACUCUUCUCCUCCACUAAAGAGUUCCCAGAAAGUUUCCCGGUCUAGAAGUAAGACGGACUCCUCUAGGGCCAGUGGGCGACACGGGUCUCCUGCUCCCACUCAGGCUAGGAAGGACCAUAGCACGAAGCCCCUUGAGGUGGCUGUCCCAUCGGCUCAACAGAAGCAAAAGUCAGGUGGUUCUCCAUCCUCCACAGCUGCCAAGAAAACCCCAUCAGGCUCAUUGACUAAGGGCUCUUCUGCUGGGAAGAGCCGGACUUCAGACCGAAGCCUCAGCAGGGAGGGCUCUAAGAUAAGUCUGGGGUCAGAUAAAACGAGCGUUACCAGCAGUUCAAGAACGAGCUCCCCAAGGAUAAGCCACUCUAGGAGUGACAGCAGGGCAGUAGACAGCAAGCAUGUGCGGAGUUCCUCUAUGGCCAACCUGCGAUCUCCAAAUGUUGGAGUGCGUUCUGGUUUGAAGAGGGACAGCAAGUCGGAAGAGAAAGGAUUGUCUUUCUUUAAAUCAGCCUUAAGGCAGAAAGAGACCCGGAGGUCUGCAGACCUGGGAAAGACAACGAUGCUUUCAAAAAAGACAGCGAGUGGCAGUUCCAAGUCAGGCAGUAAAAAUGUGCUGGAAGACAAAUCGGAGAAAGGUGUUGUCCCACCAGCCUCUCAAACCAAUGCCAACAUUACCACAAAAGAAAAACUUGUCCCAAAAGAUGCCACACCCAAUAAACAUUCUCUGCUAUCCAGUCGCAAGUCCAAGUCUUCCCAGCUAGAUCCCGGAGUCCAGUCUCCUCCUUCCAGUGGCAAACAGUCUGCUGACAAGCCGCUGAAAAAAUUACCUUCCAGCAUGCAGGUGUCUGUACGGCCUUCUCUGGAACCUCAGUGAAAUGCUGCAAUCCAGGUGUCUUUUCUGCUGAGAAGCUAAUUUAUUCUGAGCUCUUGUUUUUUUGUUCAUGUGCCUAAUGUAUGUUUUGAGGAGAAGUUAACUGCAAGUUGUUAAAGCGCCUUUUGAUUCUGCCAUCAAACCAAAUAGCCACAGGCAGCCAGCACUGAUGCAAGUAGUCUAGCUGGAGUCGUUGUUGAACAUGAAUGCAGCUGUCCCAUAGCACUUGUACAGGAGUCUCUUUAUAGAAAAUGCAACAACUUUCUUCAGAUUCAAGGUUUGAAAUCUGAAACCCAGUUGUACUGACACUAGUGUGCUUUGUAGAGCUGUGAACUGAUAUUCCUUUGGUCUUGUUCUGAGCAGGCUGUGUCCAUGCUGGUGUAUGGCCUUGUUCUGAGCUGUGGAGGAUGCGAAGGAAACUGGAGAGACUGCCGCUUCUUUAUGCUCUCUCUCAACCCUCUCUCCCUGCUCCCCUCCAUUUUUCAAGCUUCUAAAGGGCAAUAUUUCAACACUAAUGUUUUUUCUCAGGUAUAUUCUCAGCCAGUAUAGGAGGGACUAGCAUUAGUGGAUGGACAGAAAGGUACCUGUGUGUCCGUGUAUACGCGUGUCUGUAAUGGAUUUCAUUUUUGCAUUCCAACAGCAGAAAGCUUUGGUUUUGUUUAUUUUUCCAUGAAAUGUAACCUGCAUUUUUUGUUGCUUCGUCUACGAAGAGUUUGACUCUGUCCAUACCUAAGGCAACCUCUACCCUGUCCUCUUUAAUUACUUUCUUCUGAACCACUAUACUAAGCAACAGAAGAAAUCACUAAGCUGGUUGCCAGCUCGUACCUGUGAAAGUGCUAGGUCGGAGACGGUUGCAGUGCCGUAGGAGAGCUGUCUUCAUGCACCUGAAUGGCAGUGAUGCUGUUAGGACCCCUGUUCAAACUCCUGAGAAGAAGCGUUUCCUAAUGUGCUCAGAUGCUUAAUCGUAGUGAUGUGAAUAUAGCAUCCGUUAUUUAUAGGAGUAAUGUUUAGGUAAGCCAAGUGUUGUCUUGUCUUCUCUGCCUUCUCUGGGCAUGCUUUGAACAAGCCUCUUCAUGCGGGUUGGAGGGGCUGUACCAAAAUACCGCAGAGCAGUUUCCACAUUCUCCAGAGUGCUGCUACGUUCUUCCCUUUGGUGUGCUUCUCACCUUCCCCGGCGGAUCUCGCUUCUGUGUGUCUCUUAGCGAAGCGAUCCCCAUUCUUGUUCAGAUGACAGUCUCUAUCAGGGUUAAAACACUACAUCUGGUGAUGUCUUUGUUUACAUGCCCUUCUUACAGGGGAGAUUCCUCAAGUUCUUUAAGAUUCCUCUUAAAAGGUGGAUUCCUCAAGUCCUUUUAUAUACAUGUGGUGUAAUCUUUUUUUUAAUUUCAUGAGUUUGUAUUAAUGUGCUGCUUAUCCUUUGUGUACAGCAGCAAUCUGUUGUGUAGGUCACGACAUGCAGCAGCUGGGCAGUGUGCUGGGCACGCUUGUCUUCCGAAUGAGGUAUUUGCCUGUCAUACAGUCGUGUUCAGCAAAGCUUCUCCGGGCUUAGCUUGUGGACAGACCUAUUUGUACGUCUUUUCUGUCACUGUAACAAAUAGCCCUCUAACAAGUAGUUACUCUGAGCUAGUCUGUUCCUCCUCCUCUCUUGAGCUGAUGUGCUGACAACCCUGCAAGCAGCCUUGCCCCCAGGUCUGCUGGGCACAUUGCUGCUCCGCAAUCACUUUUUGUACUUGACUCAGCACACAUUUGCAGCAAGCUUUGGAGAGAAGUGUUUUUUGGGGGUAGCUGAUACCUUGGAGAAAAGGCUCUCUGUGUGUGUGUGUGUGGAGCCACAGAGCUCUGGUCAGUGUGUGACGGUGAGCCCACCUGCAGUGUAACCCUUGCUCUGUCCUGAUGACAUCCUGCAGUACUUACCUUCACGCAACCCAGAAGCAAUGCCAGUUGCCUGCAUGUUUUUACAGUGUGCUGGACCCUGUGCCCUGGACUAUGUUUUUAAACUUAAACGUGACCAUCUCCUUGAUGCAUUUCUUCUCCUGGGUAUUGUUUCAGUCUCAUUUAUUGCAGCAACAAGAAGGAAAGAUUGCAUUACUUGCUUCUUAAAUGUAUAACUUGGAUUAUUCUUGGAUUAUUUUUGUUAUAUCCAGCAGAGCCGAUAAGACUUGCUUCACAUUAUAGUAUUUAAAUUGCUUCCUGAAAUGUUGAUGUUAAAAGUAUUCGUUUAAGGUUUUAUCUGUAUUAAGGUCUUGCACUGUGUUGGCUCUUCUCUUGUAACAACUCUUCUAGCAAGAAUGUAACUCUAGUAGCUAGCGCUAAUUUGGUUUGGUAUCUUUUAAAUCACAGAACGUAGUUUUCUGUGUGUUUUAACAUGGGACACUUGUGAAAGGUUAUUUUUAUCAAAUGACAUUUUCUUUUCAUGCCAUCAUUCACUGAAGAAGUUUAAACUGGAAGCUGGUAUAUGGUUUUUGAGAUGGUUUGGCUCCUGUAUUGCAUGCCUGGACUGAAGGAAAUUUGAAGCCAUGUCCAAACUGGUGUUUUAGCUGAAUGCCAGUUUGAUACGUUUGUAUUUGGGGCAUGAGAAAGGCCAUUAGAGCUCCCAUUUGGACAAAAUGGGAACGGGAGGUCCUGGUGCCAAGUGUUCCAGCAGCUGAUGUUAAAAGCAGUUGAACCUCUGCAAUCCCAUGAUCUGUAAUUUAGCUCUUUUUUCUGUGUAUUCCCCAUAAUUCCUGAUGGAAAUUGCUGCCAGCUCCAGCGCUAUCUACUCUGCAUAUGCUGCCAAACUGGAUUUCCUACCUGUCUCUCUGAAAACAGCAGCUCUGGUGCACAGACUCCUCGCUCCGCAAAUGAGCAUGGUGUGGGCAGAAGAGACCGUACUGACAAUGUUCUCGUCUUAAAGCAGAUAAGAUACCGCUCUUCUGCGGCGGGCUGCCAGCAUGUGGCGUGUUUUCUGGCUCAGGAGGGCUUGACUUAGGGUGUCCUCAUGCAAAAUGUUUUGAGGGUGCACUGUAAUUCCUGUUGAAUAUAAGGCACAAAAUGUGCAAAGCAGGUCCGUGCAGGACCUGGGAAGUGCAGUCCCUGUUCUGUGGCUGUGUCUAUCUGUACCAAAACAGUUUGGAAAGCAGCUGUUUGCUGCCACUCUGCAUCUCUGCUUUUUGGUAUCACAUAUUUCCAGUAGUAUAUGAACUUCCUUGCAAAGGAGAGGGUUGAAGGGUGUGCAUCCAGGAAAUAAGUGUUUGCUGUGAGUGUAAAACAAAGCCUAAUUGCUGUUAAAGUCAUGGCUCCAUCAGUGAUGUAGAGUAAAUCUUUAUAAAACUGAGUGUAGAUUAUUGUAGGCCCUACUUAAAGUGAUUGGGGGAAAAGCAACAUCAGUUUUCUCUCCCUGCUUUAAAGCAGGCUUAUUUCUUAGCCCUUUCAUGCAUAGGAAUUCCUGUCCAUGUGUAUCGUAUUGUCCAGAUGUAAGGAUGUAGCACAGUCUAAGGAACACUCCAGAGAGGGAUCUUCCAAGUCCUAGAUGCCAAUGCUGCCUUGGCUUUGUGUAUUGAUCCUUAAAGAAGUGAAGGCUUGAGGCUGUUCUGAAGCAGCCAUUUCUAUGUGGUCACCUCUCUUCUUAAAAUUCAGGUCUGGCUUCAGGAGCACUUGUGCCUGUGGAGGAGGUGGGCUCUGCAGUCUUCCAAAGGUCACCCCACCUUUCCCUGGUUGAUGGCACGUGGGGCCUGGAGGUCUCGUGGCUGGGUGUCUGAGCAGGAUGAGAAUGGCUGCUGUCCGGCUCUGCUUUGCCAGUCAUGCACAGCCGUGGCGUGUGUGGAACGGGCUGUGCUCCUGGCUUGGGGUGGUGGAGUCUGGGACCCCGGAGCUGAUGGUCUGGAAGCAAAGGUUUACAGGGCAGCCUCAUGCUGGUGAGAAAUGCCUUCAAAGGGGGGAGGUCCAGCUCUGUCCCUGUUCUCAAACAGCUGCGUGAGCUCCAAGGGAAAGCAGGCUUCAACUCCUGCAGUGUUUUAUGAUGUGUUUCCAAUCAACUUUGGGUUGAACUCACCUGCAUCGACCAUGUGUAACUUGUAUUUCACACCACCUCUCUAGUCUGACACUUGCUCCUGUUCCUGGAAUCGGCCCUCUGGGCGCAGGAAAGCAGCGCCUUCAUUCCAGUGCUGGAUUCCUGCUGGAGUCACCUAAAGAAAUUAUUUUUACCCUUUUUGGGCUGUGUCUUUUGGAUAGUGUUUAGUAGUAUACAAAUUAUAAGCACAUUUUCAAUGACAUCUAUUAAAGAGGCACCUUUUAUUUGUAUUAAUCACAUUUGAUAGACAAUUUGGUGCCUGCAGUUCUCUGUAACUUAUAAGUGUCUCACUUUGGGUGUAUAAAUUGUUAACCCUUUCAAACUUAUCAAAUAUGGCUAAAUAAAAAAAAAAAGAUGCUUAGGGUAGAAAAUUAGCAGCUUAAUUACAGUACACUUAUUCCACUGUAAGUGCCCUCAUCCAUCUUAGCUGCAGGGUUGUUUGCUUUCCAAGGCUGAAACUUGAGCAUGAUCAACCAUUUUUUUCUCAGUAAUAAAGGCAGUUUUGCAUGGCAGUUCUCUCGCUGUACCCAAAUGCAUGCAUUUACUAACUAUGCAAGCAUCUAAUACAAACCAUAGACCGUGCUUUCAGUAUCAGAAGCUGCUAGGUAGACUCUGGAGCGCUGCUUUGAGUCUGUACUUCUGUUUCUUGGUGCAGCUGCGUGUCAGCACAUAGGAGCAUGUUCCUGGGUUCCUGCUUUGUUUGCACAUCUUUGAUUCUUUCCUUUGCAGAAUUCUGCAUUACUGACAAGGCUGGAGUGUAGCAUAAUGUCAAAGGGAUCUGAAGUGUUGAAAUGAGAACAAACUGGUUUUCUGUAUUGUAUUUUUUUUUUUUCCUUUUUUUAACAGGGAAUACCUGAUCAGUGUUCUGUAUGUAGCCUGCCAUUUUCCAUGUAACUUAAAUGAUGUGUUCUACGUUGCGAGAAGAGGCAGUCACAUGUAGCUGUAUGAGCACUCAAAAAAAAAAAAAAAAGAGGUUUUGUUGAAUUUCUGUGCUGAGGGAGCAGUUUCCAGUUGACGGUUUGUUACCCACACUGGUAACAGGCCUUCUGCCUGCCUUCCUGGGAAGAGCCAUGCCGGGCCCCAGCUGCCCACGGGGAUGAUUGUGCUUCCCAUUCGCGCUCCAAAACAGUGGUGGCAUUAGCUGGUCUGAGCUGUGCUCCCCUCCAGCUGCAGAUCCCACCGGGGUGGUUGUAUGCACAGCAUGGCUGGGGCAGCCGGAGCUGGCCGGGGUUGUAGCCUGGGCAGAGCGGGCAGCUGCCUGCUUGGGGCGGCUGACUGGGGGCAGGAUGGCGGGGUCUCACGAGGUUUGGUUUGGCAAGAAGUGCAGAUCCAGGAUCCCUGUGGGGCUGCCUGGCUGUGCCCCCGUGAGAUGUCCCCUCUCAGCACCCUUGUCUGCACAGAGCAGCUGGUCUGAGCAGUGGCUGGGUGUCUGGCAGGUUCUUGGCCCUGCUCCCCCUGACGGGCUCGGUGCCUGCCCCCCUUGGUCAGCCGGCAUGGAGAGGGUUUGGAAAUGACAUUCCAAAUAAUUUUAGUUACCUUUUUUUUUUUUUGUAUCUUUGUCAUUUGCCUACUAAUCCAAAAUAAUUUGGUGGUAUCUAAUGUUAUCUGUGGAGGGAACUGAAAUUUAGUUUUAAUCUGUGGUGAGAUGAAAGUACUACAUGGUUUUCUUAAUAAAAGCACCAUAAAGCAUUUAAUAUUAGGAGCUUUAGUUUGUAAAAUUAAAGUACCUGAAGACUUGUACAAUAUCUAUAUUAGGUCUAAAGGUUUAGGCAGUCUUCUAUUUUUUUUAAGGCGAUAGCACUCAAUUUAUCUGCAAAUAGUGUUUUUUAAAAGACACAGAUUAAAACUAAGUGUAAACACAAAUUCCGUUUCACUCUAGGCCCUGCAGCACAAACGCGUUGCAAGAGUUAGUGUUAGGUUUGUAUGGCAUUUGUGCAGUGCAAUAAGAAACCAUUUUUAGGUGCUACUUUGCCUUGGGUAGGGUGACACAAGGGAAUACAGGCUACAAGUGGCUAGAUUAUUUUCUUGUGGCCUUCCAAGUAUUAAUUUGUACAGAUUUGCUCACCAACUGUGCCUCACCAUUGGUUAAAAUUGAAUUUUAAGUCCUGUUGCAAAUGCAGUUUCUCUUCUGGACACAAUGUCAGAUUUUACACUGGAAUAUCUACAGUUCUAAAAACUGCAUGUCACAUCACUGUACACUGAUACUGGGAUGUGGGGCUUGCCCACACCUUUGAUAUUCUCUUCUGUAUUUUAAUGUUUUUGAACUGUACAGUAAUCUGGAAAGCAGGCUGUCUUUACUUGGGAUUGAACAUUGUACCAUAAAUUUUAAAUUAUUUGAGAACAAGUGCAUGAGACUGUGUCGAUGCCUUUUAUUAUUUAUUUGUAUGUUUUAUUAUUCAAGGUGUAUGCACUUUUAAUAUGCAGAAUUUAUAUUUUUAUGUUAAAAAUCAUUUUCUUUCAGAAAGAAGAGUUUGAAUAUGAGGAAUUGGAAUUAAGUGCAAAAAGGGGAAU